Messenger RNA from Ipomoea triloba (trilobed morning glory), 3276 nucleotides. RefSeq names its product probable LRR receptor-like serine/threonine-protein kinase At3g47570. Gene Ontology annotation, biological process: protein phosphorylation. The record is from RefSeq and is a predicted model, not a curated record. The coding region runs from base 233 to 3061 and encodes 942 amino acids. NCBI's taxonomy places the organism in Eukaryota, Viridiplantae, Streptophyta, Magnoliopsida, Solanales, Convolvulaceae. Gene Ontology annotation, molecular function: protein kinase activity; ATP binding; protein binding. The transcript has 2 exons.
UCUUCUUUAUUGCCUAGUAUUUGUUAUCCUCCCCACUUUCACUGUAUCUGCAAUUCUCCAGUACUCAAAUGAAACCGAUAGAAUUGCCCUUUUAGAAUUUAAACAUCGGGUUUUCAAUGAUUCCCAUGGAGUAUUACUUAACUCCUGGAAUGACUCCCAUCAUCAUUGUCACUGGCCAGGAGUGAGUUGCAGUCGCCAAAACCAACGAGUUGUGGCAUUGAGGCUUCCUGAUAUGGGUUUGGUCGGAACCAUAUCUCCUCACAUAGGAAAUCUCACUUUCCUCAGAGAACUGAAUCUCAGUACCAAUAAGUUGUCCGGCCAAAUUCCAGGAGAGAUUGGUCGUUUGUUUCAACUAAGAUCGCUCGACCUGUCUGUCAACGCACUAACUGGAGAACUAUUCGCGGCUAAUCUCAGCAGUUGUUUACAACUCAGGGAAAUCUUUCUUUAUCUAAAUGGCCUCCAUGGGAAACUCCCUGCAGAGCUAGCUAAUUUGAAGAAGCUUCAAAGUCUCUCUCUUGAUGCAAACCAAUUGACAGGUGAAAUCCCUCCAUCUUUUGGGAAUUUGUCAUCUCUUUCAGGAUUGGGCAUGGAAUAUAAUCAUCUGGAGGGGAAUAUUCCUGAGGAGAUUACACAGUGUCGGGGUUUGCUUUUGCUUUCACUGGGUGCUAACAAUCUCACUGGUACACUAUCUUCUGCUUUCUUCAAUAUGACUUCCAUUAUCAACUUUUCAAUAUCAGAAAACUCACUCCAAGGGACCAUCCCAAACUACAUAGGAGACACUAUGCCCAACUUGAAAGGUUUCUAUUUUGGUGUCAACAAAUUUCAUGGGACUAUCCCCACUUCAUUUCCCAAUGCCUCUAAGCUUCAACUUCUUGAGCUAUCACAAAACUAUUUUGUAGGCGAUGUUCCAGACAAUAUUGGGAGGUUAAAAGAUCUCCGGCGUUUGAACCUUCAACUCAAUUUUCUUGGUGGCAAUGACUUCACUUUCAUAACCUCUCUUUCAAAUUGUAGUGAUUUAACACAAUUUUCCAUUGCUGGAAAUAGUUUUGAAGGCAAAUUGCCAGACACCAUAGCUAACCUCUCGUCCAAACUCUCUAUGUUGAGUUUAGCGGGGAAUAAGUUUUCUGGAACAAUACCAAUAGGAAUAAAUAAUCUAGCUAGCUUGAUUGCUUUAGAGCUAGAUGAUAACCAUUUAUCAGGUGUUAUUCCUAGUGAGAUAGGCGACUUAAAAAAUCUACAAGUACUAGCCUUGCAAAAAAACCAAUUUUUUGGAAAAAUACCACUUGUUCUUUUUAAUAUCACCUCUCUAUCUUCUCUGUAUAUGGAGGACAACAACUUAGAUGGCUACAUACCUUCAAGUGUGGGAAACCUUUGGAAUUUGAAUGAAUUGUACUUGUCACAUAAUAGACUCGAUGGUUUCAUUCCUGGAAAAAUUUUUGAUUUGCCAUCUUUGUCAAAGUACCUUGACCUCUCCAGUAAUUCAUUCACGGGCCCGUUAUCUCCUGCUGUGGGUAAAUUGAAAAUACUGAAUACCUUAAACAUCUCAGGAAACAAAUUAUGGGGCAAAAUUCCAGAAACAAUAGGAGAUUGUUUGGGCCUUGAAUAUCUUGAUUUGCAUGACAAUCACUUUGAAGGAAAAAUCCCACCUUCUUUGGUUUCCCUAAAAGGCAUUAGGCAUUUAGAUUUCUCAAACAACAAGUUGACUGGAGAGAUACCAAGAGAACUCCAAAAGCUCUCUUUCUUGCAAUAUUUGAAUCUUUCUUUCAAUGAUCUAGAAGGUGAGGUGCCAACAAAUGGAAUUUUUGCCGAGGCAAACCAUGUAUCAUUGCAUGGAAACAAAAAGCUAUGCGGUGGUAUACCUGAGCUAAAGCUGCCUCCGUGUCUUGUGAAGAAAACAAAACACAGAAAUCAUUUAAAGCUUAUGAUUGUUAUCUUCACAUGUAUCUGCUCGACUCUGGCGUUUGCAUCAUUCAUUGCUCUUCUAACAUUGUGUUGGAGGAAAGAAAAAAGGAUGGAGUCAGCAAAGCCAUCCAAAUUUGAAAAGCUUUCCAAAAUCCCUUAUAGAGACCUGCAUCAAGCUACUGAUGGUUUCUCUGAGACAAAUUUGAUUGGUUCUGGAAGCUUUGGAUCUGUUUACAAAGGAAAAUUUGAGCAAGAUGGGGAACAGACAAUUGCCGUAAAGGUACUUGACCUUCUCAAAAAUGGAGCGUCAAAGAGCUUUCUUGCUGAAUGUAAAGUGUUGAGGAACCUACGUCAUCGAAAUCUUGUUCCAAUUUUGACCUGCUGCUCAAGUUGUGAUUUUGCAGGUAAUGAAUUCAAAGCUCUAGUUUAUGAAUUUAUGGAAAAUGGAGAUCUGGAUAUGUGGUUGCAUACACAUUCUGUUGAUGCAAGGGCAAGGACAAAUGUUCUGAGUGUUCUUCAAAGGUUAAAUAUUGCAAUUGACAUAGCUUCUGCAUUGUGUUAUCUCCAUGAUGAUUGUAAACCAAUGGUUAUUCAUUGUGAUCUAAAACCGAGUAACAUUCUGCUCGACAAAGACUUAACCGCUCAUGUUGGAGACUUUGGGAUAUCAAGGCUGUAUUCAUAUGAAAUUGAAGACUCAAUUGGAAAUCAGACAAGUACUCUUGGAUUACAGGGGUCCGUUGGUUACAUCCCACCCGAAUAUGGGAUAGGAACAAAGGCAUCAACUUUGGGAGAUGUAUACAGUUUUGGAAUUCUUUUGUUGGAAAUGUUCACUGCAAAGAGACCCACAGAUGAUUUAUUUAAUGGCGAAUGUAGUACUCUUUAUGAGUACGUUGAUGCAACGUUAUUGUCAGAGCAAGUGAUGAAGAUUGUAGACCCAUUGCUUUUGGCAUGCGUAGAAAGCCACAAUGGAGCUAGAUCAUAUGAAGACUCAGACAAUUUUAGGAAUUUGGUGGAAAUUGAAGAAAGCAAGAUUCACAACUUCUUCCUUUCCAUUUUUAAAAUUGGUCUCAUUUGUGCUUCUAGAUCACCAAUGGAUCGCAUGCACAUGAAUGACGUGAGCAGGGAAUUACACAAGAUUAAGAAAUCUUUCUUUGCAUAAAAAUAAGCAAACAUGUUUUGUAACAUCCAAUACAAUUCUCCCCUAGUGAACUAGGUAGCAAUUCGUGAGAUGAGUUUGUUGCUCAAUUAGCCUGAUAUAUGUUGCUUUAAAUUUCUUUUGAUAUACAAAUUUUCUUGGAUUCUUCUUUUGUUAUAUGAUGGCCUAGGGAACAAGCGGUAAAUGCUUUCUAUAUUUUUAUAUUACACUAAACUAGU